GUGGUGGAAGGACCGUUGUGAACGUACAUGCUGAUAACUGGAAUCGUAUCUGCACGAGAUUUGGUUCGUCUUCACGAAAAUUAAUGUCAUAAUCAAUUAUCUAAAUCCAAAAAAUUAUCCACAUUUUCUUGAGCAGCGAGUUAGUGUAACGAACAACGGUGCGCAAGACAAACACCUUUGAAGAUGUCUGUAACGGAGAUGUUUAGCUACAUCCAAGGGUUUUUAAGUGCUGACCAAGAUAUUCGAGAGGACAUAAGAAAAGUAGUCCAGGUCCUGGAGCAAACAGCGAGAGAGAUCCUAACAGUUCUUCAAAGUGUCCAUCAGCCUACUGGAUUCAAAGACAUUCCCAGCAAGUGUCUGAAGGCCAGAGAACUGUUCUGCACUGUUAGAACUCACACCGGAGAACUGAAAACAAAGUUCCCUGUGGAACAGUACUAUCGGUAUCACGAGCAUUGGAGAUUUGUUCUUCAGCGGCUUGCCUUUCUUGCAGCUUUUGUGGUAUACUUGGAAAGCGAGUCCUUGGUUACACGCGAGGAAGUGGCGAAAAUACUUGCCAUUGAAGUUGACCGAGAAAAAGGGUUUCAUUUGGAUGUAGAAGACUAUCUAGCAGGAGUUCUCCUUAUGGCCAGUGAGCUGUCCAGGUUGGCAGUGAACAGCGUGACAGCAGGGGACUAUGGACGGCCGCUCCGUAUCUCAAACUUCAUCAAUGAACUGGACUCUGGCUUUCGCCUGCUUAAUUUAAAGAACGACCCUCUUCGCAAGCGCUACGAUGGCCUCAAGUAUGAUGUGAAAAAGAUUGAGGAGGUGGUGUAUGACCUUUCCAUCCGAGGCCUUGCCAAGGAGCAGGAGACUGGAGGAGAUAAGUAGAGCCAGUAGGGAACGCAAGAGGCCGCGGGGCACUACCCUGGCUGGGAUUCUUCUCGACUGGGAGAGUGGAUAAACCUGUCAGCGGACAGUUGAUUGGAGGAAGAGGGGAGGGAAUGGAGGUUUUGAAGCCCCAGCAGCCUUGGACAGUGGCUGGUCUUUUAAGCCACUUGUUCACCAUGAUGGAAAGCCAUUCAGGCCUGUUUUAGUGGGAUGUUCAGUUUCUCACCACUUUUGAGAGAUGCUCAUGUACAGAUGCAUUCUGUUUUACUUGUGCUGUUUUAUUAUACUUGGUGUUUUUGUCUUGGUCAUCACUAUUGCAAAUCAUUGUACAGUCAAAAGAUUAUCACUUGAAUGGUUUUGGUGAGAGCCAAAUUGGGAUAUGAUGUUGGAAACAGUGAAGUUCUAUGCUAGUUUUGUUACUUUCUGACCAAUAAAAACCAUUUCAUCGACAUUUUCAUAAUGUUAACCUACAGAUGUAAAAUUGCCAUUAUCUAAGCUGUUUGAUUCCUUUGAUGUGUUCCACAUACAUAGCACCUUUCUUGAAUAUAACCAUGACUGAAAUACUGUAUUUGUCUGUUGUUUUGCUGAUGCCUACAUGAAGAUAAAAUUGAUAAAGUUGUGCCAAAGUUCCUGAGCCUAAAUUUUAAAUUUUUAUACUGCAAAGACAUUUUGGUAUUUGAAUUGGUAAUGUAAAUGAUGUACAAAUCAUCAGAUUCAGGAGACUUUCUUAAUGCAUUUGGUAACUUGGCUUCUUGCUGUGCAUGUUUGAUUGCUUACCUUCAUUUGUACUUGUCAGUUCAUAUGUUCCCUGGCCUUAAUGUUUCUGGUCUUGUGUUGUUGCAUGCUGCACACAACCUGUGGAACUUAAACCUUCCAAACCACCCUUUUUUGUGGGUGCAUGCGUUUCAUCUGCUUUUUGAAAAUUUGUUUCGGUAAUACAAAAAAUUAUUUCAAGCAAUAGUCAGAAAUACCACUUUGUAUUCUUUCCCCCCCCACGAAAGAUUUCACCAAGUAUUUUAAGUUCAUGUGGUAGUUCCAACUUUUGACCCUCAUUUUUCAUCAUUACGU
This is a messenger RNA of Xyrauchen texanus (razorback sucker), 1935 nucleotides long. RefSeq names its product translin (gene tsn). Gene Ontology annotation, molecular function: sequence-specific DNA binding; RNA binding; single-stranded DNA binding. NCBI's taxonomy places the organism in Eukaryota, Metazoa, Chordata, Actinopteri, Cypriniformes, Catostomidae. The transcript is spliced from 6 exons. Gene Ontology annotation, cellular component: nucleus; cytoplasm. Gene Ontology annotation, biological process: RNA metabolic process. The record is from RefSeq and is a predicted model, not a curated record. Bases 184 to 867 code for a protein of 227 amino acids.